UUCUGCUUUACCUUUUCUUCUCACUCUGGGGUUCUUGUUCUCACCCCUCCUCCCCUAUUACCUACACACUACUCUUAGAACCAUGACUUUCUGUCUACAGUCAGCCAGUACUGUUUUCUUCUGGAUUUGCAACACCUCUUUUUCCCACAGGUGACAGUGCUGACCACAAUGCUGUCAGGAAGAUGGUGGCCAAGUACCUGGGGUGGUCUAGGGCUAGGGCCCCGAAACUCCUCUCGAGGAUCCCAGAUCUGUGCCCUCUAUGCCUUUACUUACACUGGGGCAGAUGGCCGGCAAGUAUCACUGGCUGAAGGUGACAGGUUUCUACUGCUUCGAAAAACCAACUCGGACUGGUGGUUGGCAAGGCGCCUGGGAGCCCCCUCCAGCUCUCGACCCAUCUUUGUUCCAGCUGCCUACAUGACAGAAGAAUCUAUCCCCUCCCAGAGCCCAACUAUCAUUACCCCCAACCAAUCCCUCUGGACUCCUGAGUCAAAGUUGUUUCAUGGCUCUCUGGAGGAGUUGCACCUGUCUCAAUCACCCCAGGCUACAUCUGAGCUGCCUCCUCCUCUUCCACCCAAAAUGUGUAGAAGUGUCAGUGUUGCUAAUUUGAGGCGGAGCCUCUUGAAGCCCCUCCAGGAAGGGCCAAGUGGAAGAUCCCUCUCACUGGAAGACUUGCUGACAGAGGCCAGUCCCAACAUGGUAGAACCCCAGCCCCUCAUGUCACAGGCCCCUGUAUAUUGUAACCUGGUGGACCUUCGUCGCUGUCCUCGGUCCCCGCCCCCAGACCCUGCAUGCCCCCCACUGCAGAGGCUGGAUGCCUGGGAACAGCACCUGGACCCCGACUCUGGACGCUGCUUCUAUAUAAAUUCGCUGACUGGCUGCAAGUCCUGGAAGCCUCCACGCCUAAGUCGCCCUCAAGUUAUGAAUCCUGGCUCCAUGGAGGGAACACAGACCUUGAAUAGGGACAAUGGUGUCCUGCAACCUCAGGCAAAGGGCUCAGUGUCUGACACAGGGACCCUGGAAUGGCUUGACCCUCAGAGUCCGCUCCACCUGAGCCAACGUAUCUCCCAGCUUGACCCUGCAGAACAGGCCCCAGCCUCACAACCCCCUCGAGCUUUGCCUCAACUCCUGGACGACCCCCAUGAAGUGGAAAAGUCGGGCCUGCUCAAUAUGACCAAGAUCGCCCAAGGGGGACGCAAGCUCAGGAAGAACUGGGGCCCGUCUUGGGUGGUGUUAGCCGGUAACAGCCUGGUGUUCUACCGAGAGCCGCCGCUGCCAACUGUGCCCUCCCCAGGUUGGGCGCCAGCAGGUAGCCGCCCCGAAAGUAGCGUGGACCUGCGGGGGGCGGCCCUGGCGCAUGGCCGCCACCUGUCCAGCCGCCGAAACGUCCUGCAUAUCCGCACGGUCCCCGGCCACGAGUUUCUGCUGCAGUCAGACCAGGAGACCGAGCUGCGAGCCUGGCAUCGGGCUCUUCGGGCGGUCAUCGAGCGACUGGACCGGGAGAACCCCCUGGAGCUGCGUCUGUCGGGCUCAGGACCCGCAGAGCUGGGGGAGCUGAGCGCCGGGGAGGAUGAGGAAGAGGAAUCAGAACCGGUUUCCAAGUCACUGCUGAGGCUCAGCGGCCGCCGGAGUUCCAGUCGGUGUCCCGAAGGCACCGAGCAGAACCGCGUGCGCAGCAAGCUAAAGCGGCUUAUCGCCAAGAGACCGCCCUUGCAAAGCCUUCAGGAGCGGGGUCUACUCCGAGACCAGGUGUUUGGAUGCCAGUUGGAAUCACUGUGCCAGCGGGAAGGGGACACAGUGCCAAACUUUGUGCGACUCUGCAUUGCUGCUGUGGAUAAAAGAGGUCUAGAUGUAGAUGGCAUUUACCGGGUGAGUGGGAACUUGGCUGUGGUGCAGAAACUUCGCUUUCUGGUGGACAGAGAGCGGGCAGUCACCUCUGAUGGGAGGUAUAUGUUCCCAGAACAUCCAGGACAAGAAGGCCGAUUAGAUUUGGACAGUGCUGAAUGGGAUGACAUUCAUGUGGUCACUGGAGCCCUGAAACUUUUUCUCCGGGAACUGCCCCAGCCUCUGGUACCCCCAUCACUGCUGCCUCAUUUUCGUGCUGCCCUUGCACUCUCUGAAUCAGAGCAACGCCUGUCUCAAAUACAAGAAUUAAUAGACUCCAUGCCAAAGCCCAAUCAUGACACUCUGCAGUACCUCCUGGAACAUUUAUGUAGGGUGAUAGCACACUCAGAUAAGAACCGCAUGACGCCCCACAACUUGGGAAUUGUGUUUGGACCAACCCUGUUUCGGCCAGAGCAGGAGACAUCGGACCUGGCGGCCCAUGCCCUCUACCCUGGGCAGCUGGUCCAACUGAUGCUCACCAACUUUGCCAGUCUCUUCCCCUGACUCAAGCAAGGAAGAAGAAACUAUUCCCUAUGAUCUAUCAGGUGGAGUGGGGUGCUCUGUUUUGCAGAUAUCUUUUCAUAAAUUGUCCUCCAAAGGAUACUCUCCACCUUCCUGAGUCUGACCCAAGGGGUUGGGAUUGCGUAAGGGAACUCUCUGAAGAGGAAAGUGGGAAGGUGAACUCCCAUUUCUUUUUGUUCAUCUUCCCAAUAUAAUACAUAAAACAAUUCUUUCUGAUG
This is a messenger RNA of Castor canadensis (American beaver), 2621 nucleotides long. It is a transcript of the gene Arhgap9, whose product is annotated as Rho GTPase activating protein 9. Gene Ontology annotation, molecular function: protein binding. Gene Ontology annotation, cellular component: cytoplasm. The record is from RefSeq and is a predicted model, not a curated record. Gene Ontology annotation, biological process: regulation of GTPase activity; signal transduction. Lineage: Eukaryota; Metazoa; Chordata; Mammalia; Rodentia; Castoridae.